Molecule: messenger RNA, 1408 nt
Organism: Orbicella faveolata
Lineage: Eukaryota; Metazoa; Cnidaria; Anthozoa; Scleractinia; Merulinidae
Product: GH3 domain-containing protein-like
Cellular component (GO): cytoplasm
Molecular function (GO): acid-amino acid ligase activity
Source: RefSeq, a predicted model, not a curated record
GUUGAAGUACAAGAAGAAACGUUGUUAAAGAUACUUAAGAAUAACGCUGAUACGGAAUAUGGAGUAAAAUACAAGUUUCGUGACAUAGACGACAAAAUGAAAUACAUCGCGAUACAUCCAUUGACAAGAUACGCUCACUACGAGCGUUAUGUAGAGCAGAUCUCUUGUGGCAAGAAGAAUGUCCUAACUGUGAAGGAUCCAUACCAGUUGGGUGUCACUUCUGGAACGUCUGGCAAGAGUAGUCUGCUUCCCACCACUAGUGAUGUUGGUAAAAUAUUUUUCACCAAUGGAGUUCUUGUUGGCAUCAGUGCCAUGUUUGAUGCAUAUCCUGGGUCUUACCAGCUACAGAAGAGCUUGAAGUUUUUUUACUCUCCAAAAUGGAGCUACACAGAAUCAGGCCUACCGAUUGGUCCAAACUCAUCUUCACCCAGUAACUCGCAGCGAAUCCUUCACCUCUACACAACUCCUAAAGCAGGCUUUGACAUCAUGACAGAACCCGAGGCCUUGUAUAUUCACUUGCUCUUUGCCUUGAAGGAUCGCAAUCUUGGCAUUUUAGAAGCAAACUUUGCACAGCUUGUGUAUUCAGGACUCCUUGCGCUUGAAGCUCAGUGGAAGUUGUUGGUGGAUGAUAUUGAACAUGGUAGAGUGAAUCCUGGCUUGGAGAUUGAAGAUGAAGUUAGAAGGUUAGUGGGAUUAAUAAGUGAGAUAGGCGCAGAUGAAGGGCAGAUUGCAUUUAUUUUAUGUUUCAACUUCUUCAGUUGGGACAAAAGCUGUUUCAAUGAAUCUAUUUCUUCUCUGCAGACUCUUUUUGCUGAAAACACUGAAGUUGGCAAACUUUAUGAGCUCGUGGUUACAAAUCAUAGUGGAUUGUAUCGCUACAGAAUGGGAGACGUGGUAAAGAUUGCUCGUUUUCACAACAGUUGCCCUGUCGUGGAGUUCCAGUAUCGUCAAGGACAAAUUCUCAAUGUACGGGCGGAGAAGACAUCAGAGAGAGUCUUCUACGACGCGCUGACGUCCGUACUGAGUGGCGAGGGACAGCGGUUUCAAAUGGUGGACUACACAUGCGCAGAAAGCGUCAUGGUUGGUGGUCAGAGUCAAGGUGAUGACGUCAGGGGUGCGGCGCCAUAUUACGCUGUGUUUAUAGAGCUGAGUGACGUGCUAGAAGAAGAGGAGAGGAAGAAUCUAGAACUUAAGGUAGGAUUCAGUGAUAUUGUUAGAUCAGUUGGCGCCCUUGAGGCUAUCAUCUGUGCAUUGAAAGAGUUUGGCAGGGUUAGGGUUAAUCUGAGCGAAGGAUGUCCGCCAGGGACUGAUUAGGUAGGGAUGGGGGAGAAGUGAAAGAUUUAUACCCCUAUUAGUAACUAAGCUCCGUUCGGAAAGCUUACUUGCGGGCUACGGAAGGAUCAAAGAA